Molecule: messenger RNA, 4923 nt
Organism: Mus caroli (Ryukyu mouse)
Lineage: Eukaryota; Metazoa; Chordata; Mammalia; Rodentia; Muridae
Gene: Clcn3
Product: Cl-/H+ antiporter 3
Biological process (GO): chloride transport; transmembrane transport
Cellular component (GO): plasma membrane; early endosome; Golgi apparatus
Molecular function (GO): chloride:proton antiporter activity; voltage-gated chloride channel activity
Source: RefSeq, a predicted model, not a curated record
UGAUUAAGAAGGCUGUGCUGCCUGCCUCUAAGCCAGGCUAGAUUGUAGCCACUAGCAACCAGGCUGCAAUAAUUUCCCUUUGAUGACAUCAUCCACUGUGGAAGAACCCAGUUGCUUCAGCCAGUCGAACUAUGCAGUUCUAACCUCAUCAAAUAUGGCAUCUUCCUUGCUUGCUAUAGCAGGGGAAGGGAAAAUGGCAGUCUUUUUAAUCUAGCAAGCUUCUCGAUCUUAUAAUUAUUAUUUUUUUUAAAUUCUGGUCAUGGAUGCUUCUUCUGAUCCCUAUUUGCCUUAUGACGGGGGAGGAGACAGUAUUCCCUUGAGAGAAUUACAUAAAAGAGGAACUCAUUAUACAAUGACAAAUGGAGGCAGCAUUAAUAGCUCUACACACUUGCUGGAUCUUUUGGAUGAGCCUAUCCCAGGUGUCGGUACAUACGAUGAUUUCCAUACUAUUGACUGGGUGCGAGAGAAGUGUAAGGACAGAGAAAGGCACAGACGGAUCAACAGUAAAAAAAAAGAAUCAGCAUGGGAAAUGACAAAAAGUCUGUACGACGCCUGGUCAGGAUGGCUUGUCGUUACACUGACGGGACUGGCGUCAGGGGCACUAGCUGGAUUGAUAGACAUUGCUGCUGACUGGAUGACUGACCUGAAGGAGGGCAUCUGCCUCAGUGCAUUGUGGUACAACCAUGAACAGUGUUGUUGGGGCUCUAAUGAGACAACAUUUGAAGAGAGGGAUAAAUGUCCACAGUGGAAAACAUGGGCAGAGUUAAUCAUUGGCCAAGCAGAGGGCCCUGGAUCUUAUAUCAUGAACUACAUCAUGUACAUCUUUUGGGCUUUGAGUUUCGCCUUUCUUGCAGUUUCCUUGGUGAAAGUAUUUGCUCCAUAUGCCUGUGGCUCUGGAAUUCCAGAGAUUAAAACUAUUUUGAGUGGAUUCAUCAUCAGAGGAUACUUGGGAAAAUGGACUUUAAUGAUUAAAACCAUCACGUUAGUGCUGGCUGUGGCAUCAGGUUUGAGUUUAGGAAAAGAAGGUCCCCUGGUACAUGUUGCUUGCUGCUGUGGAAAUAUCUUUUCCUACCUCUUUCCAAAGUAUAGCACCAAUGAAGCUAAAAAGAGGGAGGUGCUGUCAGCUGCCUCAGCUGCUGGGGUUUCUGUGGCUUUCGGUGCGCCGAUCGGAGGAGUUCUUUUUAGCUUGGAGGAGGUUAGCUAUUAUUUUCCUCUCAAAACUUUAUGGAGAUCAUUUUUUGCUGCUUUGGUGGCGGCGUUUGUUUUGAGAUCCAUCAAUCCAUUUGGUAACAGCCGUCUGGUCCUCUUUUAUGUGGAGUAUCAUACACCAUGGUACCUUUUUGAACUGUUUCCUUUUAUUCUCCUAGGGGUAUUUGGAGGGCUUUGGGGAGCUUUUUUUAUUAGGGCAAAUAUUGCCUGGUGUCGUCGACGCAAGUCCACCAAAUUUGGAAAGUAUCCUGUUCUCGAAGUCAUUAUUGUUGCAGCCAUUACUGCUGUAAUAGCCUUCCCCAACCCAUACACAAGGCUCAACACCAGUGAACUGAUUAAAGAGCUGUUUACAGACUGUGGGCCGUUGGAAUCCUCCUCUCUCUGUGACUACAGAAAUGACAUGAAUGCCAGUAAAAUUGUUGACGAUAUUCCUGACCGUCCAGCAGGCGUUGGAGUAUAUUCAGCUAUCUGGCAGUUGUGCCUAGCGCUCAUAUUUAAAAUAAUAAUGACAGUAUUCACUUUCGGUAUCAAGGUCCCGUCAGGCUUGUUUAUCCCCAGCAUGGCCAUUGGAGCCAUUGCAGGGAGAAUUGUGGGGAUCGCUGUGGAGCAGCUUGCCUACUAUCACCACGACUGGUUUAUCUUCAAGGAGUGGUGUGAGGUUGGGGCUGACUGCAUCACUCCUGGGCUGUAUGCCAUGGUUGGGGCUGCUGCGUGCUUAGGUGGUGUGACAAGAAUGACUGUGUCUCUGGUGGUUAUUGUUUUUGAACUUACUGGAGGCUUGGAAUAUAUUGUUCCUCUUAUGGCUGCAGUAAUGACCAGUAAAUGGGUUGGUGAUGCCUUUGGUAGGGAAGGUAUUUAUGAAGCACACAUCCGACUAAAUGGGUACCCUUUCUUGGAUGCAAAAGAAGAAUUCACACAUACAACCCUGGCUGCUGAUGUCAUGAGACCUCGAAGAAGUGACCCUCCCUUAGCUGUUUUGACACAGGACAAUAUGACAGUAGAUGACAUAGAAAACAUGAUUAAUGAAACCAGCUAUAAUGGCUUUCCUGUUAUAAUGUCAAAAGAAUCUCAGAGAUUAGUGGGAUUUGCCCUCAGAAGAGACCUGACUAUUGCAAUAGAAAGUGCCAGAAAAAAACAAGAAGGGAUUGUUGGCAGUUCUCGGGUGUGUUUUGCACAGCAUACUCCAUCUCUUCCAGCAGAAAGUCCGCGGCCAUUAAAACUGAGAAGCAUCCUUGACAUGAGCCCUUUUACAGUGACAGACCACACCCCAAUGGAGAUUGUGGUAGACAUCUUCCGAAAGCUUGGUCUGAGGCAGUGCCUUGUAACUCACAACGGACGCCUCCUUGGCAUUAUAACAAAAAAAGAUAUCCUCCGUCAUAUGGCCCAGACGGCAAACCAAGACCCCGCUUCAAUAAUGUUCAACUGAGUCCUGUAGAUGAGGACAGAGAGGAGACAGAAGAGGAAGUUCGUUUGUUGAAUAGCACAAUUCUUUAAUCUGCGGGACUCGUCCACUUUUUUUCUUCUUUCAAAAAAAAAACAAAACAGGAAAGGAAAUACAAGGCCAGCUUUGCAACCCGGUUUGCAAAUAAUGCUGGGAGAGCAGAGGGAUUGUUUGGGGAGGGAGAAGGAAGAGAGUGAGGGAUUUCCCUAGCUAACUGGAACAGUAAUUCAUCUCAUGUUGCUCUGCACCGUCUGCACUCACUGAGGCUAUGCAGUGUGAGUGCAGGCUUGAGCCUCCAUGGAGCCGUCACUGGGAUCCUGAAGCAUCUGGCGCUUAUAUCAGCACCACAGAGACGCAUUACAGUCCCUAUUUCUGGAGGGAUUACUUUGAAUUGAGCCAUCUAUUAAGACUGCAAGGUCUUGCCCUUUUAUAUCAGAACUGUUGUGUUAAACUCAUGAAUUGUAUAGUUAAGCAUCACCUUUCUACAUUCCAAAAGAGCUUCUCUCUCCUCCCUUCCCCUUCCUCCUCUCGAGCUGUAACAAAACCUCUUUGGUGUGUCCUUUUGAAGCAGUCCUUUCUCAUAUUGAGAUGUACUGUGAUUUUACUGACGUUUCAUCACAAGAAGGGAAUGUUUCUUGUGCCAUUAACCAUGUAGUCUGUACCAUCACUAAAGGCUUGGAAAUGUGUGCACACACCACUGCUGGCCAAGCAGGGAAAAUCUGGAGGUGUGAAUGAAAUCCCCCAGCUUGUGUGCUGUGUGGUUCAGAAUCUAAAACAAACUUGACUCUAAUCAGUUUUAUUUUUUCCUCUCAGACUUUAUGGAUAAUGUGACCUAGUCUUAUGCAAAUUCUCUAUUUCUGAGAUUACUACUAUGACAGAGAAGUGCUGUUCAGCAUAAUGAAAGCAAACGCUGCUGCCGUGACUGUAGAGAGGGAAGGAUUCUGUUUAGCUGUACCUGGUAUUAAUUGCAUGUUAAACACUGGAAUUUUGUUCUUCAAAUUAGAUCAUUCUUUUAUUUCAGGAUGUUUCACUGCUGACACUGGAGAUGAACUGUAAUUCAUAACUUGCACUAAAUGUAUAUUUCUUUUCUUAAAAAUUUACCAUUUUUAUUUAUAUUUUUAUGGAUUAAAAUUUAUAAAAUGCAGAUCAGUUAAUAUUGCACAUAAAUAAUUUUACCUUUUUAAUGUGACUUUUUUUAUAGACUAAUUCUAACUUACAAAUAUGGAGGUAUGAGUAAAGGUUACCGUGGGCACAAGGGUUUAAGAAGAGGUAGUCAUGUCCGUGAUCCAGAGUACAUAUGAUACCUUCUGAUUUCUCACUGCCAUCUCCUGGGCUAUGACCUUUGACCUGUCCAUCUUGAACACAAACUAGAAAGUUGAAAAUACCAUAAAUUACUAGUAGUAGAUUAAAGCCAAACCUUUUUUUUUUUUUUUUUUAAAGAAAAAUCAAUCAAAAAUGAAAUCAAGAAAAUCACAGUGUGGUUUUAACCUUUGAGUCACUGGGUCGGUCACAGCCAUCCCUGAAGUGUUCUGUGAUGAUUUCAGUAGAUAUGGUGCACGUUUUUACAGAUUAGUUAUAAUGUACCUCAGAGUAUAAGGAAUUGAUAUUGGCAGUGUUUUAAUCGUGGUCUUAAUUUCCAACUGGCAGAGGGUGUUUACUCACUAGACUGCCCAGAUAGUCUUCAAGUAUGCAUUUUUCAAAGGCCAAAUGCAUUUGUGCGGACAGAUAUUUUCUGAAACAACUGGCAUGAGCCAUUUUUAAUAAAUAUGAAAUCACAUUAGGUCUGUAUGAUCUUGAAGACUUAGAAAAUCAGGAAGCCAUAUUAGAGUGAUCCAAAGUUCCCCAAAAUUGCUGUCUGCCAGUGAUAUUUUGUCUUUUUACUCCUGAUGGAUUUCAAUAUUCUUCGUUGUUCUUUGGCUAAAUAGAGUGAACUCAUUUUUAAUGAUACUUCUGUGGCUCUUAAAGUAUACCUGCAAUAUGGAAGACACUGCUGGGCACUAACUCUCCAGCACUGCUGAUUGGUGGCUCAGCCCCUUCUGGGUUCCAAGUCUUCAAAGGAGACGCCAGUUUCUUUGUAGUUUAACAGGAUGGAACUGAACAUGAUUUUUUCCCCCCACAUUUCCUUUUCUUUCAUAUUCUGGUUUCAUGACCCAUCUUCAGAGAGUGACAUUUCAGGAUCCAUAUUAAAGCAUUCAUUUUCUUUGUUACAUUUCUCUAUCUGAUGUGUCUUACUGCUGAAACACAUGAAAAGUGCCGUGUUUUUAAUGCGUUCA